AUGUGAUCUGGAAACAGCUGUUUUGUGGGGUGUUUCAGUUAGGAAUAUUGCAUGCAGUUACCUUUCGAAUAUUUGUUAUUUAACUAACAUAGGUUACUACGUUUGGGACUCAAAUGAAAUGGCAUGCACAUUAGAAAAGGUACUUGGUGAUGCCCGUACCCUACUGGAGCGGCUGAAAGAGCAUGACACAGCGGCGGAGAGUUUAAUCGAGCAGUCGGGAGCACUUAGCCACAGGGUUCACAGCAUGAAGGAAGUUAGUAACGCACUCCCAGAUAAGUACAUAGAGGAGAGUUGUGAAUUGCAGGAGCUGUCGAGGUACAAGCCACACGUACUUCUUGCUCAGGAAAACACGCAAAUCAAAGAAUUGCAGCUGGAGAAUAGAGAGCUCUGGCUAUCUCUAGAGGAACACCAGUAUGCACUGGAACUGAUCAUGGGUCGAUACCGCAAACAAAUGCUUCAACUGAUGAUGGGGAAGAAGAAACUUGAUACAAAACCUGUGUUAAAUCUUCACAAGGACCAUGCCAAGGAGGUGCAAGGCCAGCUGGAGAGGAUAUGCGAGAUGGGCCAAGUGAUGAGAAAAGCCAUUCAUGUGGACGACCAGCACUACUGUUCUGUGCAGGAGAGACUUGCACAGCUUGAGAUUGAGAAUAAGGAACUUCGAGACCUCCUGUCCAUCAGUAAGAGUUCUAUAAAAGCACAAAGGGAAGAAGAAGGUCAGCCAGAGCCUCAGGCAAGUCUCUGUGACCAGUAGUGGGGUUGCACCGAGGUCAUUUCUGUGGAGGUAGAAUUCCAAGCUGCCAAGAACACCUGGUUUGGCUAAAACGCCAGGUUAGAAUCCAUCCACCACAGGUCUUAAAUAUAUGUGUUUGGAUGUUUCCUUCAACACCUUAGUGCUGUUCCAUUUGGAUUUGAGGUACAGGUGCAUGUCUGUCUUUUUUUUCUCAGGAAAUUCAAUCACGCUCUUGACGGUCGAAUCACUGACCUUUGGCCAUUGUUAAUACAAAUGCGUUGUUAUUUUUCUGGAUGUUUUGUACUUGUCUUCAAUUAUUCCCAUGCUGGUGUACUGUCAUCAUCUAAAUCUCCUUACCGAAGAUGACUUCACAAACUUCACAUGUAGCCUGAAGUUGGUUGGACAAACUAUUUAUGAGACUGCCAUUCAACAUCAAAUUUAAAACAAAGAAUGAAAAACAAAACAAAGAACACUGAACCGGUGUGUAUUCAUAGAUGUAAUAUAAUUGUAAUUACAGAACCCUCUGGCCUAAAGAUUUGAUGAUUGUAGACAUGUAGACAGAAAUACGUUUCUCAAUAUUUUGAUGCAUCUAGUAGGUCAAACAUAUCAACAUGUCAUGUAAGGCCUACAGUUUUUUUACAUCUGUGUAAUGUCCAGGAUGGAGGGUGUGUAUUGUUUUUUUAAUAGAGUAAAUGGAAGAAAAUUAUGUACGUCUCAUCUCAGGAAUGCUGAUAUCAUUCAGAAUAGUAAUGCUAGUGUAGUGUUAUGAAUAAUAAUAGUUAAUGUGGAACUAAUGUGGAUUAAUCAUAGCAACCAGGACAGGAUGGCAUAUUAAAGGUGAAAGCAAAAAAACAAGCCUUUACACGUGUUGUACAUUAUGAUACAAAUAAACGUAUUGACAUAA
Clupea harengus (Atlantic herring) is the source of this 1634-nucleotide messenger RNA. RefSeq names its product suppressor of IKBKE 1 (gene sike1). Lineage: Eukaryota; Metazoa; Chordata; Actinopteri; Clupeiformes; Clupeidae. The record is from RefSeq and is a predicted model, not a curated record.